GUUCACGUCAGAGAGCCCCUCGUUAUGAGAUGUCAGAACAAGAAAGUUAUAAAACGAAAACCCCGACCUCAGUGGAACGGCAGUAUAAACGAUGUUGAGUCAAUGAAACUGAGUAAAAGUGAAGUAGAGAAACGAACGAAGUUGUACUCUGCAAAACACAUGGAGAAAAUCAGGAAUGAAAUCAAAGCUAUGCAACGAAAAGAGAAAUCACUCCAGAGUGCAAUACAUUCCAGCCCCUUUGUGGCCCACAACAGAUCUAUAGUUGUCCAGGAGGCCACGGACACUAAAUCUAAGUUACAAGAACUGCUAAAUGAAACUGAUCGUAAGAUGGCAGAAGCGAAGGAUAUGUUCGGGGACCACGGCUAUAAGUAUAGAGUUAUACCAAAUGUUACUAGUGCACCAAGGUUCAAUCACAGCCCGAUUACCCUCGCCCGCACCAUGGUUGAUGAGAGCUCAUCUCCUCCUACAGCCCUGAAUGACACUCAGAAGUUAGGAGUAGUAACUGUGGAGACACUGCCUCCUGAAACUAGUACACUCGACCUGACACGGAUCAGACAGCUGUUAAACCAGGAAAAGGAGAACUGUGUUCUGACGGCUCAGAAUACAUUGAUCAACUCAAAUUUGGUCAACACCGCGACUGCAGUAAAAAUUAACAAAGUUCUCGACUUCAAUGAAGACAUUCCCUCGGUAAGAAUGGCCGAUAGAUCAAGAAGAAAAGUGAGAAUAGGAGACACUCAAAAAGCUGCAGCAGCAGGAGAAGCUGAAGCUCGAGACCAUUGGUCUCCCGUUCCAGUCGAAGUUAAUACUAACCACGUGGUUAUGAGUAGUAAACCAGAAAAAAGUAACUCGUUUGAGGCGUCCCCGCCGCGACUCAGGGAAAGCAGCUCGGAGAGUCUCGUGUCACCAAGCAGAAUAAAGAAGCAGCAGAGUUUGAAGAAAAGAAGUCCGAAGAGUGAUGGUGGGAGUGAUUCAAAAGACGAUAAAACUAAAACUAAGAAAAGGACACCAGAGAAAAAGCCGACUUCUCCAGUCCAGAUCGUAUCUAAAAGUGCACCACCACCGCACAGUGCAACGUCCCCAAACAGUGCACCACCAGCAGAUAGUGCACCUAAACUGGGCGACAGUUUUACUGAACACCGCUACCCGUCCUUACUGAAGGUACCUGCUAUCAAGGAGGAUGAAGACUCACCUAUUGAUAAUGGAGCAGAAGAGGUUGAUCCAAUAAGGGCAUCAAGGAGUCCCUCAGGACGGAAGAUAAGUCCUCGGAAUAACCUGGUGAACAUGGCAACUAGCCCGGUACCUACUCCACGUCCGGUCUCUACUCACAGCAUGGCUACUUCUCCUGUCAGAGCUUUACAGGGACCCGUAAAAGGACUAGCUAUUGAGAAAAAAGAAGGACACCAUUCGUAUGACAGACAAUAUACUGAUCAAGAGCUAAAAGAUCGUCUAGAAAGCCUGAUAGUUGGUGGACACUACCCGUUUGCUAGAGUUGAACAGAAGUCCUAUGCUAUUGCUGAUCCUGAUGGCAACAAGGAGGAUAAAGAAACAGAUAAACAAGUCGGUACCUGGAUUCGUGCCAACUUUCCCAGCGAAGGAGAGAAUCUUACAUUUGAGGACAGUUCACCUCUGAAAGGAGCCGCUCUGGAUCUUGAACUAAAACUCAGAAAAUACCAGUCUCAAAUCGGCGACAAACCAAACAAAAAGAACGCCCCAAUGGGUGGUUUCAGUGGAUACACGUCCCUGUUGUUGAGGUCUGUAUCAACUAUGAUAGGCUAUUUAACAGAACAGGAAGGGAACACAUUGGACGAAAGAGGCAUGAGGAGUGAAGUAAUUGAAACCAUGUCAGCUUUGCAGAAUACUGUGGAAACGCUGUCGACUGAACUAUUAUCGUGCAGAAAGGACCUGUCGGAGACCAAACAGAAAGUUCAAGUAAUGGAGCAGGAUUACAGUUCAACUCUGAUGUUCCUUAUAGAUAACUGCGUUCUAAAAGAUCCUUCACUUCAAACCCCGCUCAGAGCUGAACGUAUAGAGCCGCUCCCGACUGUGAUCUCCCCCUUCACCAAAUCUCCCCCACAACCUCCUCCAGACACUACCCCCGAUCUGUUGACCUUCACUCCUCACCCUAACAAAUCUGAGAAUCUGAUGGAGUUUACUCCCGGUCAAGCUGACGGUCAGACUGCACAGACGGACUCUCUGGUUCAGAUCACACCUGAAACUUCGGAGCAGUAUUUACAGUACCUUGAGGAAAAGACAGAGGCACUGAGGAGUGGUCUUGAUGACAAAAUAAACAAGAUGAACAAGCGCGAGGACAGAAGUGUGGACAGAGGUGCGGACAGAAGUGCGGACAGAAGUGCGGACAAAAGUUUUGUGUCGAUAGAAAGUGAAAGUCCUGAGAAACCCGAAAUAAUAGAUAACGAAAAGAACUCUCUUUUAGCUCAGAACAAGAGCAAUUUAUCCUGCAUGAAUUUUUCAAAUCUAACGGAAGAUGGUUUGGAUUUAAGCCAAGAUCUGGAUGCUCUUAUCAAUAGAUUGAAACAGAUGAACGCUCAAACUCUUGCAGUUACCUCUCAGCAAAUGGGUCUUACACCGAGGAAAGCUGACGCAGAUGUCAUCGAAAGCGUUAAAAAUAUCAAGGAUUUGCUUGACGUUGAGCAGACUAAGCCGCAGGAAGCAGCGACGAGAGUCAUUGAAUCCUACAACAGACAGUCUGAUUUUAGUCCUUCCCAGCUGCUACCUGAUGUUCAGGAAAGUACACCUAACUCUGAUAGUAAGCAUUCCAAGCGUUCCAAUGAGCUCUCAGCCCAGAGUCUGCACCCUGCAGAGGUUAGCCCCAUCUUUAUUUCCCCUCCUGAUGUAAAUAGUGCUUCUUCUGGUCGAAUUUCUGGCGAAUAUAUCGGCUCAUUUUCUGGAACUGAACCGGUAGCAGUGAGACCACUGACUCCAAACCCGCUGUCUCCUCGCCGAGUCGAAGAAGAGAUAAGACGAUCAACUCCUGACUGUAAAAUCUCAGGUACUCCACCUAAUGAGACUCAUUCAGUGUCAUCUAGCCCCCCUGGAAGCCCCUCCAAUUGUCUGGAUGUCUCUUUUUCGGACACAAGCCCCACAAUUUGUCGCUCCUACUCCUCCAUUUUACAGUCCCCCUCCGCAUUCUCUCCCCCUACCAAGGAAGGAAACGAACCUUCCUCGACCGAAUCUUCUCCUAAACAUGACAAAACAGCUAUGAUAAACGAUUUCCUGUCCCACAAUCCUCACUACCUAAAGAAGAUAUCAGAAAGCCUGACCAGUGCCUCUCUCCCAUCCUUCCCAACUUCACCAACUCAAGUCUCCACCGCGAGGUUAACUAAGGAUGACGGGGUACCGAAUGAGACCGAGAAAUCACCAUUUGUCAAACCAACUGGUGGUAGUCCAGGUGUACCGGAGGCCGUAAUCAGAGGAUCUGUCUUCAAAAAUAUCGCCAAAUUCGAGAAGAAACUGGAAGAAGCAGAACUGGAGCGAGAACGCAGCAUCUCUCCCAAAAGGUCCCCCACACGGAGAGGAAAGGGGUCGAUAAAAAGGGCGACGAGAAGUGCAUUGUCACCGGAGAGGAAGCCUAACUCUCCUAAAGUCAAACAUCGGGUGUCUUGGGAAGGAGACUUAAAUGAUCAGGAUUCUCCACCACCAAAAAACAACAUCAAACCUACGAAAGGGGUUGAACAACAAGAAGAAGAGUCGGAAAUAGUGAUGAAACCUGACAGAUCUCUGCUUCCGGAACGACGCAUUCCUGAAAAAACUAAAGAUGAACGAAGAGUCACCAAAAAGACAGUAAACGGCCGGAAAUCUCCAGAGGAGAAUACUAAUGGGCGGGCUCCGGAGAAGGCAGUCCAGGGAAAACGUGCACCUGAAAAGAAGAAGGUGGCAAAUGGAUCGCAUCCAAAAAAUGGGUCAACACCGUCGGCUGCUGAUCCCAAGGGAAAGAAAGACACUCCUCCACCUCCUCAGAAACAAGAAGGAGAUGUUAAGUCAACAGGGAAUAGAGAGCCGAAGCUCUCAUCUCAAUCAUCAGGUCUAUAUUUUGAAGAAAAUCAUUACAGCCCUCUAACAGCCCUCUAGCAGCCCUAUAACAACCAGCUGUUACGGCAGUGACCUCAUGGACAGGCUGAUGUCGAUGAACGACGCGAAACUAACAGAGUUGGUCACAACCCUCAAUAGGCUCAGUGAGAGAUGAGACUCCAAAAUACUGAGUACAGGAAACUGAGGAAACUCCAAGAGAACUGCAAUGCUUGGACUCAUGAUAGAUAUUUCCUGAUUGCAUGAAAAAUAACGAUAUCCUCGAGUCAGAGUCAGAGGCUGACUUGAAACUUUAUAGUACGAUAUUUAUAAUGUCCCGGAAUUUGUUAAGAUUACUUUCUGAUUUGUAUCUAAGUUCCGACUGACAAAUGACGAUCAUAUGACAUACCUUAUAUUUGCAAUAAUUAUGGGAGCAGUAUUUUAACUUAAUAUGUGUUGUAUUUAGAUUAUUCUGUACAGGAGUAUGUAAAUUAAUAAAAUGUGGUUUAGUUCCACUUGAUGAGUUAUGACUAUUAUCACCCCCUUCUUUAUCACAGCUAUUUCAUUUCAGAACUAUGAUACCCACAGUUUGAGUUAUGUGAUGCAGAUAUUUUAAUUUAGUUUAUUCAUCAAGUUAUUGAUGAAAUAUUGUGUUAUUAUGAGCGCCUUAAUAGAAUGAAUUAAACUGAAGGUUUCUGUUUAAUAAUAAAAUGAACUUGCUAACAUGCUAUAGAAUAUGACUCUAUAUUAUUCAUC
Messenger RNA from Bolinopsis microptera, 4782 nucleotides. Its product is annotated as serine/arginine repetitive matrix protein 2-like. Gene Ontology annotation, cellular component: spindle; centrosome; centriole. The record is from RefSeq and is a predicted model, not a curated record. NCBI's taxonomy places the organism in Eukaryota, Metazoa, Ctenophora, Tentaculata, Lobata, Bolinopsidae. The transcript is spliced from 21 exons. Gene Ontology annotation, biological process: regulation of centriole replication; metaphase chromosome alignment; mitotic spindle assembly. The coding region runs from base 25 to 4089 and encodes 1354 amino acids.